Molecule: messenger RNA, 648 nt
Organism: Eucalyptus grandis
Lineage: Eukaryota; Viridiplantae; Streptophyta; Magnoliopsida; Myrtales; Myrtaceae
Product: major strawberry allergen Fra a 1.06-like
Exons: 2
Coding region: 21-467 (148 amino acids)
Biological process (GO): abscisic acid-activated signaling pathway; defense response
Cellular component (GO): nucleus; cytoplasm
Molecular function (GO): abscisic acid binding; signaling receptor activity; protein phosphatase inhibitor activity
Source: RefSeq, a predicted model, not a curated record
UUCUAUUCGGAUAGAGAAUCAUGGGAGUGUUCAGCUGCAGCACCAUGAUAGCAUCCUCCAUCCCGGCAGCCAAGGCGUUUGAGGCCAUUGUCAAUGCCAACAACCUCAUCUCCGGGGUCCUCAUGCCAGUCCUCAAGAGCGCUGAGUUCGUCGAGGAGUUCACUUCCAUCGAAGGCAACCGAGACAGGACAGUGAAGCACAAGGUCGAGGCCCUGGACAAUGAGAACUUCACCUACUGCUACUCGAUCACUGAGGGCGAUGCGCUGGGCACCACCUUCGAGAUGAUCACCUACGAGGCGAAGAUCACCAUGUCACCCGAGGGAGGCUCGGUGUGCAAGAACACAAUCAAGUACUUCGCCAAGAACGACGUGGACAUCACCGAGGAGAAGAUCAUGGCAGUGAAGGAGAAGGCGUCCGCAUUGUCCAGGGCCAUCGAGGCUUAUCUGGUGGCGAACCCUCAUGUCUAGGGUGUCACCUUAAUGGUUUUAUUUCAGGAAGUUGGUACAGUGUUUUCUUUUUUUUUGGUCUGAUGGUGCAGUGGUUUGUGUAGUUUUAUUAUCCGGAAGUUGGUGCAGUUGUUUUGGGGUUUUUAUUUUACUCUUAUUUGAGCGAUGGUUGUGGAUAUUGUGAGCGGGGAAGGGCUAUAUG